AUGACGUUGUUAUUAGAUAUUUAGAAUUGUGAUGUUUUUCAAUAUUCGCCGAUACUUAAUCAAAUUUUUUGUAAAGAAAAUCAAAUAAACUUUAGUACGUAAUGGAGGCUAUAGACGUGUGUGUCGAAAUAGAGAAUGAUGAGUUCUAUAGCAAGUUUCUAGUAGAUUCAGUUAAGCCUCUGGUAGGUGAGAAUAUAUCUGUCACCGAACAAGUAACUAAGCUGACCCAAGGCAUCGAUAAGUUAACAAAAAACUUAGAGACACAGGUUCUUGCUAAGCACAAUGAUCUCCUUACCCAAGCUAGCAAUAUAUCAGAUCUAGAAACCAUGUUAGCAUCAGUACGUUCCCAAGUGCAAGUUUUACUGCAAAGGGCUGAAAAAAUCAAAGAACGAGUCCAUACUCCAUUUUACGAGUUAGAAAGUCAAACGGUAAUGCUUGAACGUGUACAAGUUACAUGUAAUUUACUUAGACAUGCAGCUAAAAUACUCACUCUGUGGAGCAAACUCAGUUCAGUAAAAGACAACCCAUCUAAAGAAGCUAUGAUUUUAUUUGAACUAAAUGAAUUAAUAGGUGACUAUGACUUUGAAGGGAUAGCUUUACUUGAAGAUGUUUUGAAACAAGUUGACCAUCAGAGAAAAGAAUUAUUAAGAAAUUCAACAGAAUUAUUACAGUCCAGUUUGUUGGUUGGUGACAAGACAAAAUUACUUCAAUGUUUCAAAGUAUUUCACAAUUUACAAUGCACCGAGGAACAAAUAAAAAGCACAGUAAAUUGUAUACUAAAAGAUACAAGAAAGGAAAUUGGCAUUGCACUCAAUGUCCAAAUGGUAUCUAUAGAAAUAAAAAAAACAAGUUCAGGUCGUUCUGCACCCGGUAAAGCAAAUAUUAUGAAUGCACAAGAUUUCAAAAUUAAACUGUGGGACAACAUUGAUAAGCUCUUUAAAGUUGAUAUUUACAACAGUUGCAUGAAAGUAAUAAUGCUGCAGAAUGUUGUGAAUGAACUUCAUGCUAUUGGUAAUUUCAAAAACAUUGCAAGGAGCUUUUGGAACGAGCUUUCAAUAAUUUUCAGCAACGAGUUAGAAAAGAGUUCCUCAACAGUAAAUCAGUCUGUUGAGAUUGAUUUUCCAAAACUUUUAAAGUGUUUUAAUGAUUUACUCUCGAGGUUGAAAUGUAAAAAUUUGGAAAUGAAUCGUUCCUGCUUGACUAAAUGGGAGAAUUCGUUUUUGUCAAAAUCCUUAGGUAAGCUACUUGAACCAGUGAGAAGUAUGUGGCACCUAAACCAGGUGCCCACUAUGGAUCAAAUAGAUAACGCAAUAAGAGUUAUAGCAGAAGCUCUGAGUAUAUCACUCGGUGAUAAGCACUUAAGCAUAAGUUUAGCUAAUAGUGUAGCUAAAAGUAUCAAACAAAUGAACGUAGAAGCAGAACAAAGAUUGUCAAUGGAAAGUGAUGUUGCCCAAAUUAUAGAGGCACCAACAAGCUCACAACAGAAAAAUGCUGAUCUUUGCAAUUCAUUACACUAUUUCUCGUCACAAAUUAAGCGAGUCCUUGCAAAUAUGAAUUCCAUGUUACCACAGGAAAGUGUACAAAUAGUCCAGAACAGUUUGAAAGAUAUUUCAAGUUUACCAGUACUCAAUCUAUUUGCUGAAUCUAUCAAGAACUCUCUCUACCUUAUUCUCGUCACUAUGCAUGAUGAACCAGAUUUAACUAGAGCUGAUGAUCCAAAUAAUAAGAAUAUAUCAUGUUCCCCCUACAUGAAAGAAUUGCAACACUUUGUAUCCAGGUGUAAAGAGAUUUAUUUAUCUUUGUUUACUGAGAAAACAGCACUGAAUCAGUGUUGCAUCGACAUUUCAAAAUCCUGCAUUGAAAGAUUUGUUCAACAUGUGUGUAAUGUCAGACCAUUGAGUAAGUAUGGUCGUGCUAAACUUCAGGCAGACUGUAAACAUUUGGAAAUUUCAUUGUCACCAUUGGUAAACGAUGUGACAGAGUUGGGCGAUCAUUAUCGCCAAUUGAAAGCAUUAAGUCUGCUUUUAGAAAAGACACCUCAAGAAGUUGCUAAAAGUCAGCACGAAGGAGCAUCCUUGCCAUACUCUUUAGUGAUGAUGUUUCUAUUCUCCCAUGCGGGUCCUCAGCUGUUAGCCCCUCACACAUGUGCCGGAUGGAAUAUACAGAAAUUGAUUCAAUGGUUAGAUUCACAUAAAAAUGAGAGAGACAGGCUUGAAUUUGUAGCGGGUUCUCUGCAAAGAUAUCAAAAUCACAUUCGACAGAACCAGAUCACCACAUAUGAUGAGGUGUACCCAGUGUUACUACAACUUCUUGAAGAUGGUAGAAAAGUUUUGAAGAAAUAAAUAUGUGCUAUAAUGAAAUUAUUUUUUAAAAUAAGGAUGUAUGUAUAUUAGAAUUUAAGAAAUUAAACACCA
Vanessa atalanta (red admiral) is the source of this 2414-nucleotide messenger RNA. It is a transcript of the gene fws, whose product is annotated as conserved oligomeric Golgi complex subunit 5. Gene Ontology annotation, biological process: intra-Golgi vesicle-mediated transport. Gene Ontology annotation, cellular component: COG complex. The record is from RefSeq and is a predicted model, not a curated record. The transcript has a single exon. Bases 102 to 2342 code for a protein of 746 amino acids. NCBI's taxonomy places the organism in Eukaryota, Metazoa, Arthropoda, Insecta, Lepidoptera, Nymphalidae.